This is a messenger RNA of Esox lucius (northern pike), 1926 nucleotides long. Its product is annotated as histone H3.3A. The transcript is spliced from 4 exons. Gene Ontology annotation, cellular component: nucleosome. The record is from RefSeq and is a predicted model, not a curated record. The coding region runs from base 145 to 555 and encodes 136 amino acids. Lineage: Eukaryota; Metazoa; Chordata; Actinopteri; Esociformes; Esocidae. Gene Ontology annotation, molecular function: DNA binding; protein heterodimerization activity; structural constituent of chromatin.
AUGAUUGACAUAGCCGCCAUUUUCCCGCUGGACGCUUGUUCCCAUUGUGGAUACAAGGAAGAAAUACUGACACGGCUAGUCAAGCUAAACAUUUCUCACAUCGUUUAAAACCGCUUUUGGUGUAGGUGAUUUUUUUUUGGAGCCAUGGCCCGUACUAAGCAGACAGCCCGUAAAUCUACUGGAGGCAAAGCCCCACGUAAGCAGCUGGCCACCAAAGCUGCCCGCAAGAGUGCCCCUUCAACUGGUGGGGUCAAGAAGCCCCAUCGCUACAGGCCCGGUACCGUGGCCCUGCGUGAGAUCCGUCGGUACCAGAAGUCCACUGAGCUGCUGAUUCGCAAGCUGCCCUUCCAGCGCCUCGUGAGGGAAAUCGCACAGGACUUCAAGACCGACCUGCGUUUCCAGAGCGCGGCCAUUGGAGCCCUUCAGGAGGCCAGCGAGGCUUACCUGGUGGGUCUGUUCGAGGACACCAACCUGUGCGCCAUCCAUGCCAAGCGUGUCACCAUCAUGCCCAAAGACAUCCAGCUGGCACGCCGUAUCCGCGGGGAGCGUGCUUAGACGGGCGACCCCCCCCCCCCCCCUCGAUUCACCCCCUCUCUCCUGUCUGUCUUUCCCUCCCUUUGACGCCCUCUGUUCUUAUGUUGGUAGUGACUAGAGAAAUAAUGAUUAUAAUGAAAAUAAUGUGUAGAGUCGUGUUUUCUUAGUGCUUUCGGCAGCAGGCUACGAUAGGGUACUUUCUUUGGUGCAUGUACCUGUCUGUUGCUGGUCAGACCCUGCACCCAACACCUAAUGUGGACGCCUCUCCAACCAUGGCCACGCUCUUCAGCGCUGCAGAUAGAAAUUACACAAGUAGAGCCGCGUUUGCUUGUUUUCCGCUCACUGUGGAGGCGUGACCUCUCUAUGUAGUGUCUUUCCACCUGAUCGUCUUUACAAGCACGCUGUGUUGCGAAUGACUGGCCACCGCCGGGCCGUUGUCACGGUGAAAUGGCGAGAGGCUCGUGGGAAUAAAUAUAAUGUAGGCUUUUGUCUGCAGAGGAGGGGAGUAACUCCUUUCGGUGGAUGCAUGAACAGCCCUAGUGUCCUCCCUCCCGACCCCCACACUGCCAGCGAAAAGAGAGCUGGUAUCUUUCAAAGCAACGUGGAGGUGUGUUAGUCCCCUCUGCCUUCUGUGUGAGUGUAGAUUCUGAUCAGCACGGCAAAAUUGUAUACACUUCAAAAACAUCUCUGGAGCAAUUGUUUUAUAAUUACAAUAUUGAUCAUCACUGUCGUGGUUGUGUUGACAAUUUAUUUCUUUUUUUAUUGCGUAUACACGUUUUUUCAUAAUGGAAUGAUGUUUGUGAAUAAAUCAAUGACAUGAAGAUGGGAGUGAGCGGGGUUCGAAAACAUUUUGUACAGAAAAACAAAUCCACGUAAGCUAUGGUUUCUACAGGUGUAGAAGCUUGUGAUUUAUUUUGGCUGGGGACUCUUAAAAUAAAAUGUUUGCUCUCAUUUCAUUGCUUAUCUGAUUAAUGCUAUUGUGUCUUCUCUUCAUCUUUGACAUUUGGAUUCUUGAUUUAGUAAUUUGAGACACCAUCUUUGGGAUUACUUCGGAGGGGCAUUGUUGGGAGGUUUAUGGAUCUUUGGUCAAUGCUCACCUUUAAAACAAAACUAGAGUAACUGGUUAAGCUGUUAAAGUAAACAUGUAUGUGCAUGUAAUGUGAGCUAAAAAUGAAAAUGGGAUGUUCAGGGACUUGUAGACCUCCACCAUUCACUUCACUCUCCAGAUACUACACAUGUGUAACGUUUCUCAGGUUGACGUGUCGCCCUUUUAACUUAAAUCAUUUUUAUUUCAUUAUUUGAAUUUGAAAUGUUGAGAUGUUAAAAUUAAACUAUGUUUGUAAUUUCCAGAUUUCUCAUAUAAGGUUGUAAUAAAUGGAUGUUACACAUGUA